Messenger RNA from Hevea brasiliensis (rubber tree), 3107 nucleotides. RefSeq lists its product as uncharacterized. Lineage: Eukaryota; Viridiplantae; Streptophyta; Magnoliopsida; Malpighiales; Euphorbiaceae. The record is from RefSeq and is a predicted model, not a curated record. The coding region runs from base 1 to 2490 and encodes 829 amino acids. The transcript is spliced from 3 exons.
AUGGGAUCAGAUCGGAGAUGGAUGUAUGCUAGGUUAAAAGAUGGCCUAUUGACCUCAGAAUUCAUAGAAGGUAUUGAACAAUUUAUAACAUUUGCUAAGCAACAUCCAGAGUGGAUGGAUGGGGAUAAACUGAAGUGUCCAUGUAAUCAUCGAAAGUGUCAGAAUCGUAAUUAUGUUGAUGAGAAUACAAUUCGAUUACAUUUGAUGAAGCAUGGAUUCGUGCGAUAUUAUUAUAAAUGGAUUCUACAUGGGGAACCCCGCACAAGUAAUAUUGAUAGUCAAAACAUAAAUGUUAUGAUAGCGAGUGCUCAAGAGGUUGAUAAUAGCACAAGCAAUACAUAUGAGCAAAUGGUAAUGGAUGCAGCAGGUCCUAAUUUCUUUCAGGAUGUAAUGGAGGAGCCUCCAAAUCCAUCAGCUCAAAAAUUGUAUGACAUGUUACAAGCUGCUAAUCAAGAGGUGUGGCCAGGUUGUGAAAGCCAUUCACAGCUCUCAGUUGUUGCAAGGAUGUUGAACAUCAAGGCAGAACAUCAUUUGUCAGAAAGGUGUUUUGAUGACAUUUGUCAACUUAUGAAAGAGGUGUUCUGGGAUGAAAAUUUAAUGACUGAAAACUUUUACAGUACAAAGAAGUUGGUCCAAGCAUUGGGCCUACCUGUUGAGAAGAUUCAUUGUUGUACUAAUGGAUGUAUGUUAUAUUGGGCUAAAGAUAGUGAGUUAAUGAAUUGCAAAUUUUGUGACCAUCCACGGUUCAAACGACAUAGUCGAGGCUCUUCUAAUUUUCAAACCAAUGUCCCACAUAAGAAAAUGUACUACUUUCCUCUCACACAGAGAUUGCAAAGAUUAUAUGCUUCGAAUGCAACAGCGAAAGAAAUGAGAUGGCACGCUGAGCAUGACCAUGAAGAUGGGGUAAUGCGUCAUUGUUCAGAUGCAACUACAUGGAAGCAUUUUAAUAAAACACACCCUUCAUUUCCUGCUGAGGUUCGGAAUGUAAGGCUAGGACUGUGCACCGAUGGGUUUCAACCAUUCGGUCAGUCUGGACAACAAUAUUCAUCUUGGCCAGUCAUUGUCACUCCUUACAAUUUGCCUCCUUGGUUAUGUAUGAAGGAAGAGUAUAUGUUCCUAACGGUAAUAGUUCCUGGUCCGAGAAACCCAAAAGACAAAUUGGAUGUGUACUUACAGCCCCUUAUUGCAGAGUUGAAACAGUUGUGGGAAGUUGGAGUUGAGACAUAUGAUGCAUCAAAGAAGAAUAAUUUUAAUAUGAAGGUUGCGUUAUUAUGGACAAUAAGUGAUUUCCCUGCAUAUUCAAUGUUAUCCGGUUGGAGCACAAUGAGCAAGACUGCUUGUCCAUAUUGUAGGGGCGAUUCAGAUGCAUUCACAUUGACAAAGGGUGGUAAACAAUCAUGGUUUAACAAUCACCAUAAAUUCUUACUAGCUAACCAUCCUUUCAGACGGAAUAAAAUUGCUUUUAGAAAGAACAAGACAGUUACAAAAAGUGCUCCCCCCAUUCUAUCUGGUGAGGAAAUUUUAGAACAAAUAGAACAUCUAGGAUUAAUGUGUGUCACAGAUAUGGGUGCAGAUGAGAAUAACAGUUGCAAAGCAAAAAACACGGGUUGGAAGAGACGGAGCAUUUUUUGGGAUUUGCCAUAUUGGAGUACUAACAUGCUUCGCCACAACCUGGAUGUCAUGCAUAUAGAGAAAAAUGUAUUUGAAAAUAUUUUUAAUACUGUGAUGAAUGUUGAAGGGAAGACGAAGGACAAUGCAAAAUCAAGGGAAGAUUUGAAAGAGUUUUGUCACCGACCUGAGUUAGAGAGGGAUAUGGCAACAGGAAAGUGUAUAGACAUGCGAAAACUAAAGUUGUUUAGGAUGAAAAGCCAUGAUUGUCAUGUCUUUAUGCAAAGAUUACUCCCAAUAGCAUUUAGGGAAUUGCUUCCAAAAAAUGUGUGGCAAGCAUUGACCGAAUUGAGCAAUUUCUUUAGAGAGUUAACUUCAACAACACUUAGAGAAGAAGCCAUGUUACAGCUCAAUGAAGAGAUUCCUAUAAUAUUAUGUAAACUUGAGCGUAUAUUCCCUCCAAGUUUCUUUGACUCCAUGGAACAUCUCCCAGUGCAUUUGGCUUAUAAAGCAUGGAUUGCUGGUCCUGUGCAAUAUCGGUGGAUGUAUCCAUUUGAGAGGUACCUUAGGAAGUUAAAAAAUAAUGUGAAAAAUAAAGCCAAAGUGGAAGGUUCCAUAUGCAAUGCAUACUUAGUUGAAGAAGCAUCGUCAUUCUGCGCUCAUUAUUUUGAACCCCAUGUCAACACAAGGCAUCGAAAGGUUCCACGCAAUGAUGAUACAGUUGAACAUAUGGAUGAACAUCCAAGGAAUCUAUCAAUUUUCACUCAUUCUGGUAGGCCACUAGGAAAAGGAAAGGUUAGAUAUCUCACAGAACAAGAAUUUCAAGCAGCACAAAUGUACAUCUUGUUGAAUUGUAUAGAAGUAAAACUGUACAUUGAGUAAGUUUUUCUAAUAUUCAAUUAUUAUAAUUGUUGCAAUGCCAUUAUUGAUUCCAAACAUGUAAUUAACUAUUUUCAUUGUGUGCAGCAUUUUUGUUAAUGAGUUACACAUGGCCAAUCCAAAUAUCAAUGAUAAACAAGUUGAUGAGAAACUAGAGCGUGAAUUUGAUAAGUGGUUCAAUAAAUAUGUUCACAAUCCCUCCAACAAUAUAUCAAGCCAGUUUUUAAAGGAUCUAUCAAAGGGUCCAUUAAGAAGUGUUAUGUGCUACAAUAGUUAUGUAGUUAAUGGUUAUAAAUUUCACACUAAAGGUUAUGGUUCGCAUAGGGCAACGAUGAAUAGUGGGGUAUGUAUCAAGGGGACUAAUUACAGUACUAAUGAAAGUGACUACUAUGGACAAUUAAUUGAAGUGCUACGAUUGGAGUACCCUGGAUUACCAAUCAAAAGAACUGUAUUGUUUAAAUGUGAUUGGUUUGAUCCAACACCAAAUGUGGGAACAAAGAUUCAUCCAAAAUAUAAACUUGUGGAUAUUAAUCAUAAAAGAUCCUUCAAUAGGUAUGAACCAUUUGUUCUUGCUAUCCAAGCUGCUCAGGUGAAUUAUUCCAUAUAUCCAAGCUUAAAAC